Messenger RNA from Macrosteles quadrilineatus (aster leafhopper), 15861 nucleotides. RefSeq names its product cadherin-related tumor suppressor-like. The transcript is spliced from 17 exons. Gene Ontology annotation, cellular component: plasma membrane. Bases 94 to 15270 code for a protein of 5058 amino acids. The record is from RefSeq and is a predicted model, not a curated record. NCBI's taxonomy places the organism in Eukaryota, Metazoa, Arthropoda, Insecta, Hemiptera, Cicadellidae. Gene Ontology annotation, biological process: homophilic cell-cell adhesion. Gene Ontology annotation, molecular function: calcium ion binding.
CGGAGAGACGGAGACGCGCUCAGUGUUGCUCGCUCGUCCAGAGAGCGCGGAAUGUAUGUGGUGACGGAGACGGGAGUGCGGUGCGUGUGAGACAUGCGGUGGCGCGGGGCUGUGCUGCGGUGCGCGGUCGCGGUCCUAGGUGCGGCACUGUGUGUCGUGGCUCAAGACACCUCGGCGCAGAUGCAGAGCAGGGCCGUGGACACCAGGGUGCAGUUGGAGAUAGCCGAGGGUCAGCCCAGAGGAACUAUCGUCGGGAACAUCCCUGUCAAGCGAGGAUUCACAUACAGGUUUAACGAGCCACCUCGGGAGUUCGUCCUGAACGGGACUACGGGUGAGAUAAGGACUACAGUGGUGCUGGAUCGCGAGACUUUAACGAACGAUCGCUACGAUCUCGUGGUGCUGUCGAGUCAGCCGACGUAUCCGAUAGAAGUGCGAAUAGUCGUGGUGGAUGUGAACGAUAACUCUCCAGAGUUCCCGGAGUCGAGUAUCGCAGUAUCGUUCUCCGAGAGUGCGGCUGCCGGGACGAGACUGUUGCUGGACGCUGCGACAGACAGGGACGCCGGUGUCAACGGAGUGUCCGACGACUACAGGAUAGUGGCCGGCAACAAGGAUGACAAGUUCAGGCUGGAAGUCACUGUCAACCCUAGUGGAGACACGUCGUACCUGCAUCUACAAACUACGGGUAAACUCGACAGGGAGAGCCGGGCCUUCUACCAACUCAACAUCUCCGCAAGGGACGGUGGGAGUCCACCCAGGUUCGGAUACUUGCAGGUCAAUGUCACCAUCUUGGAUGUCAACGACAAUCCUCCUAUAUUCGACCACAGUGAUUACAUAGUCUCCCUAAACGAGAGUGUACCCCUCGGCACGGUCGUUGUGAAAGUUAUGGCAUCGGACAGUGAUAUCGGUGAUAAUGCUAAAAUUACCUAUUUCCUCUCAGAUUCGGAGAGGAAGUUCGCUGUGGACCCUGAGACCGGUGUGAUAACGACGUCUGAACCUCUAGAUUGUCCACAUCAGAACUGUCCUCAGAUAUCGCAAGCCAAGCCGGGAGGUGGGUGUCCGAAGAGUUGUGUGUUUACUGUGUUCGCCAGGGAUCACGGUUCGCCUAGACAGGAUGGAAGGACGUACGUUACAGUGAAUCUAGUGGACGCGAACGAUCACGAUCCCGUAAUUAAAUUUCGCUACUUCCCAUCGACAGCUGGGUUCGCUACUGUGGAUGAGAACGCGUCUAACGGUUCUGUGGUGGCGGCGGUCUCAGUGGUGGACAUGGACGAAGGACUGAACGGGGAAACGAGAGUGGAGAUCAAGUCAGGCAACGAGAGAAAUCAUUUCAGACUAGAAUUCAGUGGUAGCUUCGACAUAGUACGUGUAAACGGAGUAUUGGAUCGUGAACACAUCAACAAAUACAACCUCACUAUCGUGGCUACUGAUAAGGGAUCCCCACCUCGGACAGCGACUGCUUUUCUUAUCAUCCAUGUAAACGAUGUGAACGACCACGAGCCAGUGUUUGAGAAAAGUGAAUAUUCCGCAAUUCUGAGUGAGUUGGCCCCUCCGGGGACGUACGUGGCCGGAAUAACCGCAACUGACGAAGAUACGGGAGUGAAUGCACAAGUGUAUUAUGCUUUUGUGUCAGGAAACGAUCAUCAGUGGUUUGUAAUGGAUAUCGAUUCUGGAUUAAUUACUACUAAAGCUCCAUUGGAUAGAGAAGUACAAGGUACGGUAGAACUAAGAAUAUCAGCUAGAGAUGGAGGGCCUAACCCCAAAUGGGCGUACACCCAGCUCAAGGUUAUUAUUUUAGAUGAAAAUGAUGAAAAGCCUAUGUUUUCUCAGAAUGUAAUUAAUGUUAGUUUAUCUGAAAGUACUCCCCCAAAUACGUUAGUUGCGAUGUUAGCGGCUACCGAUCACGAUCAAGGUACUAAUGGUAGUGUCACAUACAGUUUACAAUCAGAGGUGCAACAAAAGUAUCCAGGAGUUUUUGGAUUAGACCCGCUUACCGGACAGUUAACCAUCAAAACAAAAUUAGAUAGAGAAAUGAUUUCCCGGUAUGAAAUCAGAGUUAUUGCUAAGGACCAAGGAACGCCCCCUCAAUCGUCAACUGCCACAGUUUUCUUAUCAGUUCAGGAUGUAAACGAUAACAGUCCAGAGUUUUAUCCUCUACAGUACUUUGUCCAGGUUAGCGAAGAUACGCCAGUAGGGAUGUCCUUGCUCAAAGUGACAGCUAGCGAUAAGGACGAGGGCGAGAAUGCCGCUAUCAGAUUUGGUAUAGAGAGUGGAAGUGAGGGCAUUUUUCAAAUUGAUGACAGCACUGGAGUAAUGUCCUUGAAAGCUAGUUUGAUAAAUUCACAAAAAGUAUUGUAUCGGAUGAAAAUUUCAGCUAAAGACCGUGGAGACAGAAAAGCUGUAGAGGACGCUGUUGUAGAAAUUAUCAAAGAUAGCCAUAUAGAAACAAUUGAAUUCGACGCAUUUGGUGGUUAUAAUUUUCAAAUAUCAGAAGAUCACGAAAAGAAGGAACCAGCCGUCGGUAGAGAAGUAGGAAGAGUACAAGUACGCACUUUAGACUUUCAGCAAAAUAACGAAAGGUAUUCAAUAGUAUAUGGCGAUCCAAACCGAUGUUUUAGAAUAGACGAAAGGUCAGGUGUCAUAACAACAGCCAAUAGAAUCGACAGAGAAUUGAUGUCAUCUUAUAGUUUGACGGUAGUUGCCCGGGCUGGUCUGUCCUACGGUAAAACGACUGUGAACAUCAGUAUUCUGGACGAGAACGAUAACCAACCCGUGUUUACAAGAGACAAAGACCAAGCGACCAUAGCAGAGAACGCCGCCGUGGGACAAGAGGUGUACUUGGCCAGAGCGAGGGACAGAGACGCCGGGCUCAACUCCAGGGUCACAUACAGCCUCAGUUUCAACCCGGACGAUCAGUUCAGGAUAGUGGAAGCGACAGGUGUGAUAUACUUGAAUAAACCGAUCCGCGCGGAGCCGGGGACUUGGCUGAACCUGGAAGUGACAGCGACGGACUCGGGAGAGCCUCCGUUGUCCGCGCGGCAUGUAGUGAUCGUCACAGUAGUAGACGUCAACGACCACACUCCGGUCUUCGACCACACCUCUUACGAGACCUCUCUCCUAGAGUCUACCCCGGUCAACGACAGGUUUUUUAUUCUGUCCGCCUCCGACGCCGACUUGGGAGCUAACGGUCUAGUGUCCUAUGCGAUCACAGAAGGAAACGCCGAGGACAAGUUCGGAGUGUUCCCCGAUGGCUUUAUGUACGUCAGAAGUCCGCUGGAUAGGGAAGAGAGAGAUUAUUACUCGUUGACAGUAACUGCCAGUGACAAGGGGGAUCCCCCGAGGAGUUCCGUGGUGCCUGUAGUGAUUCAUGUGAUUGACGAAAACGACAACCGUCCCGAGUUUACAAACUCUACCUUCACGUUCCACAUUAGAGAAAACGAGCCUCCGGACUCAUUCGUGGGAAAGGUAGCCGCUACUGAUAGAGAUAUAGGACGUAACGCCGAGCUCACCUUCUCACUGUCAAACGCCAAACAGGACUUCGCCAUCGAUCCCAAGAACGGAUUUAUUAAAACUCUUCACGUAUUCGACCGAGAGGAGCUGUUAGAGACGACAGGUCAGAGCUAUGUCACGUUGGAAGCCAUUGUUAGCGAUAACGGAAUUACGAGGCAUCGGGAUAAGGUGAAAGUCAAUGUUUAUGUUACCGACGUGAAUGACAACGCUCCCCAGUUCUUACGACAGCCGUAUAGAGUUCAGAUAUCAGAAGGCUCUAGUAUCGGAACACAAGUGAUCAGAGUGUUUACUACGGACGCUGACGAAGGCUUGAACGGGGACGUGUUUUACACGUUGUCAGAGGGUAACGAAGAAGGCAAGUUCGCGGUGGACGAAGCUACUGGACAGUUGACCGUCGCCAAGUACUUGGACAGAGAGACGACUUCUCACUACUCCCUGACUGUCGUAGCUCACGACGCGGCCAUCACAGGACGGCUGAGCGCCACAACGACGGUGGUCGUCGACGUGUUGGACGAGAACGACAACGCGCCGGUGUUCACGCACACGGAGGCCAAGAUAUCGGUGUUGGAGAACGCCACGGUGGGGACCAAACUCAUUCAGUUCGAGGCGACGGACGCCGACGUUGGUGUCAACAGAGAGGUCGUGUUCUCUAUCAGCUCCGGCAACAGAAGGGACACUUUCCACGUCGACCCGGCCACCGGAACCCUCUAUCUCCAUAAGCCACUGGAUUACGAAGAGCUCGGUUCUUAUGUCCUCAACAUUACUGCUUCAGACGGAGGAAACCCGAGACUGUCCACCUCGAUAGUAUUUACCGUGUCGGUAGAAGAUUGCAACGAUAACCCUCCGGCGUUCACAAACACGGCAAUCGUGCGUCAGAUCAGAGAGUGCAUCCCCGUAAACACACCCAUCGUGACGGUGACGGCUGAGGAUCCCGACUCCGGUAUCAACGGCAAGAUCGCGUACGCCAUCUCCAAACAAGAGCCGGAAGACCCUCUCAAUCCCGGGAUACUACAUUUCCAAAUCAACCCGAAGACCGGAGUCAUCCUCACCCAACUACCGAUAGACAGAGAGGCCGUAGACACGUUCCGUCUAACAGUCGUAGCUACUGACCAAGCUCUACCGGAAUCUUCUAGACUAUCGGCAGAGAAGCUCGUCACAGUAAUAGUGGAGGACGCUAAUGACAACGCACCGGUGUUCGUAUCAAUGAACGCUGCCAUUCUACCAACACCUCAGCGCAGCGGAUACCACGGCAGAGACGGCAUGACAGUGAUGACGGUGUUCGCCAGAGACGCAGACUCCAGCACUAACGGUCUCGUCACCUACGACCUGGUGACCGGCAACACCGACCUGUUCAGGCUACACAGGAGUACAGGAGCCGUGACACUCCGCAGGUACCUACCUGACCCGGAGCCCAAGUACCAGAUAUCGGUGAAGGCCACAGACGAAGCUGUACAAUCGGACAGGAAGUCCUCUGACGCGUACAUCACCAUCAUCGCGCUAGGGUCGGGGCCCGGACCGGUGUUCGAGAGGGCGGAUACCACGGGGAGUGUGUACGAGAACGAACCUCCGGGCACCAGCGUGUUGACCGUGAGUGCUCGGUUGAAGGAUCGCGACCAAGCGGAUAUCGAGUACUACGUGACCAAUGUGACUGGCGUGGGAGGUAGACAGGCUGACCGUCUGUUUGACGUGGACACCAAGCUGGGAGUCGUCUCUACAGCUGAGGUGCUGGACAGGGAGGCAGGGCCAGAGUGGUACGAGGUCGAGGUCCACGCCAUCGUAGUCAACUCGCCAACCCCACGGACUGGAAAAACUAAGAUCCGCAUCAAAGUGCUGGACAAGAACGACAGUCCGCCCUCCUUCAGGGACAUGCCUCACGAGUUCUCGGUGUCCGAGGACCUCCCAGCUGGUCAGGUGGUGGCUACCCUCCGAGCUGCGGACCCUGACACUCCUGGACCUCUCAGCUACGCCAUCGUGUCCGGAGACGAGGGCAGGUUCGAACUGGACGCUGCCACUGGCACGCUCAGGCUCAGGGACUCACUGGACCGGGAGACCAAGGACUCCUACAGGGUGCAGGUCAAGGCCAGUGAUGGGGUGCAGAGCACGGAGACCAUCAUAACCAUCUUGGUGACCGACACGAAUGACAACCCUCCGGUGUUCACGGAACAGACAUACUCCUUCGACGUGUCCGAGAACUCCAGCCGAGGGUCGCGGGUGGGCCGUGUGGAGGCGCACGACGAGGACCAGGGAGUCAACGGGAUGGUCACAUACACCGUCAUCUCCGACUGGGCUAACGACGUGUUCUCUCUCAACCCCCAGAGCGGAGUGUUCACCCUGACAGCCAGACUCGACUAUGAAGAGGUGCAGCACUACAUAUUCGUGGUCCAGGCCCAGGACGCGGGUCGUCCUAGCCUCUCCUCCACCCUCACUGUCUACUUCAACGUUUUGGAUCUCAACGACAACGCGCCUCUCUUCGAUCCUCUCAGCUACAGCAACGAGGUGUUCGAGAACGUCCCUGUGGGCACCAGCGUCGUCACAGUGGCCGCUACUGAUUUGGACUCUGGAGAGAACGGUCGGCUGGAAUACACCAUCGCCAGCGGUGACGACGAUGACAUGUUCGACAUUGGGAAGGACAACGGCACCAUACUGACUCGCAGGUCGUUGGACAGGGAGACCAAGAGUUUGUACAACUUGGUGAUCGUUGCUACAGACCAAGCUAGGUCUCCUCAGCCGAGACUGUCCUCCACGGUACAGGUGAGCAUCGUGCUGAAGGACGUGAACGACAUGUCACCCGAGUUCAUCACUCCAAACGAGACCUCGGUGAUGGAGAACAUCCCGGUCAACACCGUGGUCCUGGCAGUCAAGGCGAUCGACAAAGACGAAGGAAGGAACAGCUACAUCGAGUACUCUCUCAGCCGCGAUCCAGCGGUGACAGGGGUCUUCUCUCUGGGACCUGUGGACGGCCUCCUCAGGGUUACUGGGCGGCUGGACCGAGAGACCCGGGCGAACUACACGCUAGAGAUCAAGGCCAAGGACAGAGGUGACCCUCCCAGGUUCUCCAGGACCAACAUCUUCAUCAAGCUGCUAGACGAGAAUGACAACAGCCCGGUGUUUGAUCCCAAGCAGUACUCGGCUUCUGUUGCUGAGAAUGCUAGCAUCGGAGCAUCUGUGUUACAGGUGUCCGCCACCGAUGUGGACGAGGGUCUCAACGGUCGUGUCCGAUACGCCAUCGUGGCCGGUGACGACAACCGCGACUUCAGCAUCAGCGAGGACACGGGAGUCGUUCGUGUCGCCAAGAACCUCAACUUCGAACGCAAGAGCCGCUACGUGCUGACCGUUCGCGCUGAAGAUUGUGCCGGAAACUCGGAUGAAUCAGUGAGACACGACAGUGCUAACAUUUCCAUCUCGAUUAUCGACAUCAACGACAACCCUCCGACAUUUUUGGACUCGCCGUACAUCGCUUAUAUCAUGGAAAACGUAGUCCCGUCCCCAAACGGUUACGUGUUGACGGUACGAGCCUAUGAUGCAGAUACUCCGCCUUUCAACGGACAAGUGCGUUACUUCCUCAAGGAAGGGGAUGCUGAUCUCUUCCGCAUCAACGCUUCUUCGGGAGAGAUCACGCUGCUGAGGGCUCUAGAUAGGGAGGUUCAACCUGAGUACAUACUCACGCUCGUCGCCAUGGAUACCGGUACACCUCCUCUGACUGGGGCUGGGACUGUCCAUGUAGUUGUUCAGGACGUCAACGACCACAGUCCGGAGUUUGAGCGGCAGGUCUACUCUGUCUCGGUAGCGGAAAAUCUUCCCUCGGGAACCUCUGUGCUACAGGCCCACGCUCAGGAUAAGGAUGCUGGCUUAAAUGCUAAGAUUAGAUACAGUCUACUUGGGGAGAACAUGGAGAGGUUUUCAGUGGACAGCGACUCUGGUCUCGUAACAACCACAGUAUCCCUGGACCGGGAGGAAGUCGGAGUUUACUACCUCACCUUAGUAGCACAAGACUGUAGUGUCACUGAGCCACGAGCCACGGCUGUCAACCUCACAGUCACUGUCACUGACGAUAACGACAACGCUCCACAGUUCGCCUCGGCAGGCUACACCGUGCAUAUUCCUGACCGCACCAUGCCUGGUCAAUUUGUUUUUGGCGCUAAGGCUGUGGAUGAAGAUGAUGGUGAGAACAGACACAUCGUCUAUUUCUUGAGUGGAGAGGACGUCUCCAAGUUUACCAUCAACAAAGAGACAGGAGUUAUCAAAGCUGCUCAGGAGCUGCGGUUAGAAGACAACAGAGGAGGAGACGACACAGUAUAUAGGCUACAGAUACAAGCGACCGACAGAGGGAAAGAAGUUAAGUCUGCAACUGCAGAGUUGGUUGUCAAACUGUGGCCCAGACAUCUGUUCCCAGUCAUCACAGCGCCGAAAGAAACAAAGUUCACCUUGUCUGAAGACGUCGCUGCUGGCAGAGUGAUUACCAAACUGACCGCCUCUUCUCCAAAGCUGGGUGCUGUGGGUGGUGUCAGAUUCGCCAUAGCGGGAGGUAACAUUGGAGAUGCUUUGAGAAUGGAUGCAAACACUGGCGAAGUGUUGGUUUCAGGAGGUGGCUUAGACUAUGAAACAGCCCCGCAGUACGAAGUGUGGGUAGAAGCGAGAGAUUCUGACAAUCCUCCCCUGAGAACGGUGCUGCAGCUCAUCAUCAAUGUAACUGAUGCCAACGAUAACCCUCCGGUGUUUGAAUCUAGUCUGUACAACCCCACUAUAUUGGAAGAAGAACCUCCUCCACAAAAAGUUGUAAGAGUAAGAGCGACUGAUGCGGACUCUGGGGUGAACGGUAAAGUCACUUACAGGUUGAGUGAUGAUGGAGAAGGAGCUUUUACUCUGGACUCAGAAACUGGUGAUAUUUUUACAAAUUAUCGUUUGGACAGAGAGACAAUCUCAAGCUACCUUUUGACAGUCGAAGUACUAGACCAAGGAGUGCCUCAAAUGACUGGAACCACCACAGUUCUUGUCACAGUUCUAGACAAAAAUGAUAACCCUCCGAGAUUUACUAGGUUGUUUAGUGUAAAUGUGACUGAAAAUGCUGAACCUGGUGCUUUUGUCAUUCGUGUCACAAGCUCAGAUCUUGAUAUUGGAGAAAAUGCAAACGCUACCUAUAGCUUUACUGAAAACCCUGGGAGAAAGUUUGCCAUUGAUUCUAGCACUGGCAAUGUGACUGUUGUUGGCCCUUUGGAUAGAGAAACUCAAGAUGAAUAUCUAUUGAAAGUAGCAGCCGUAGAUGGUUCUUGGAGAGCUGAAACUCCGCUUACAAUCACUAUUCAAGAUCAAAACGACAAUGCGCCUGAAUUUGAAGAAUCUUACUACAGCUUUAAUUUCCCAGAGCUUCAAAGAAAUGUAGUGUUUGUAGGUCAGGUUAUAGCUACUGACAGAGACAAACAAGGACCCAACUCUGUGAUUUCUUACUCCUUGAAACAUCCGUCAGACUUGUUUACAAUUGAUCCUGCGAGUGGAGAGCUGUUUUCCAAGAGAGCUCUCAGGUACAAAUACACAGCUUUAGACUCUUCACCAGAAAACCAAUAUCCACUCACAGUCCUGGCCACAGACAACGGUAAACCUCCAAUGUCUUCUGAAUGCCUGGUUACUAUCAACGUGGUAGAUGCCAACAACAACGCCCCUAAGUUCGAGAAGAGAGAGUAUUUCACCCCGGUGCUCGAAAGUGCUUAUGUCGGCCAAGAUAUAUUACAAGUGGAAGCUAAGGACGACUUGGACUUUGGCAUAAAUGCUGAGAUCGAAUACAUUAAAAUCGGUGGUAACGGAACUGAAUUGUUCAAAGUUGACAAAAUGACGGGAUGGAUAACGUUGGCAAAAUCUCUUGAAGGAGGUGAGAGGGUGCUGAAGCAGUACAAUGUAAUUGUCCGAGCUGUUGAUCACGGCGUUCCUCCUCAGCAAGAUCAAGUCACCGUCAGUCUCGUAGUGACGGGGGAGAACAGAUACAGUCCAGUGUUCACAGCACUGAGCUACCAAGUGAUAGUGCCAGAGAACGAACCUAUCGGCUCAACAAUCGUGACUGUAGCAGCUGCGGACAGUGACGAAGGUCCAAACGGAAUGGUGCGAUACUCGAUAUCUGGAGGAAACGCCAACAAAGAUUUUCAAGUUCACCCUAUAACAGGAGCAGUUACCAUUUUGAAACCAUUAGAUUACGAUACAAUUCACGAGUACAAACUUAACAUUACAGCAACAGAUCUAGGAUUCAAGCCGCAUCAGACAAAAGCCAUGCUCACUGUGAUACUGACUGAUAUAAAUGACAACGCUCCUCAGUUCAAUCAGUCUACAUACCAAGCUUAUAUUGCCGAAAAUUCACCACCGAAAACAUUUGUAUACAACGUUUCAGCUGAAGAUGUAGAUUCCCCAAAGAAUGCCAUUAUACAGUAUUCUAUUGUUGGAGGAUCUGGGAAAGACGUGUUUAGUAUUGAAUUAAAAACAGGUGCCAUAUAUUCGAGAGCUAAAUUUGAUUUUGAAGAGAGAAGUACGUAUACGCUUGACAUUUUAGCUGUAAAUCCAGAUUCUCCUAUGUACGGGUCAACAAAAGUUAUAGUUCACGUAACAGGUGUAAAUGAAUACUAUCCUCGAUUUGUACAGCCAGUGUUCCACUUUGAUGUAUCCGAAUCAGCUGAAGUAGGCACAAGUGUGGGAAUGAUACAAGCAACAGAUCAAGACGCUGGGGACGAUGGAAAAGUAUACUAUCUUCUUGUUGGCUCUAGUAAUGAUAGAGGAUUCUCAAUCACCCCAGAAUCAGGAGUUAUAUCAGUGUCUCGAAGAUUAGACAGAGAAACUCAAAACAGAGUAGUGCUCACUGUUAUGGCCAAAAACAGUGGAGGGAUUCGAGGGAAUGACACUGAUGAAGCUCAAAUCAUCGUGUCCAUCCAAGAUGGCAACGAUCCACCAGAGUUUGUUGAAGAACUGUACGAAGUGGAGGUCUCUGAAGGAGUGCAAAUCGGAACAAAAGUUAUUUCAGUUCAAGCAGUGGACAAAGACGUUCGCCCACAGAACAAUCAGUUUAGCUACUCUAUCAUAAAUGGUAACACCGAUAAAGCCUUCAAAAUUGAUCCUCAAACUGGAAUGAUUGAAAAUACCCUUCAGCUGGAUCGAGAGGUGAUUCCCAUUUACACAUUGAUCAUCGGUGCUAUCGACACUGGCUCUCCCCCAGAGACUGGCACGACAGAGGUGCGUAUCACGGUGCUGGAUAUCAAUGACAACGGACCAAUAUUUGAUCCGCCCAACGUGGUGGGAUAUGUGACUGAAAAUGAACCAGCAAACACCAGUGUCAUGAAGCUUACUGCCAUCGAUCCAGAUCUGCCACCUAAUGGAGCACCUUUCACCUACAGACUGGUGGGAGGCAAACAUCGUGACCUUGUUACUAUUGAGCCGAACACUGGGAUUGUAAAAACCACUGAAAUGAUUGACCGAGAGAUGACACCUCAGCUGGAUAUUUUGGUGGAAGUGGAAGACAGUGGCGAGCCAAGGAUGAGAUCACAGCAUCCAGUAACCAUCACAGUGCUGGACCAGAACGACAGUCCUUCGUCUCCAAGAGCAGUCCAUGUGUUGGUUCACACAUUCAAUGAUGCAUUUCCUAUUGGCAAGAUUGGUGAUGUACAUCCCAAUGAUCCUGACACGUCUGGAGAAUACCAGUGCAAGUUGAUCAGCAACCCAGUCACAAGAGGCAUCUUCAGCAUCCCCUCUGGAUGCAGUCUGCACACUUCCAGAGUCGCUAUGGGCCCAGGAUUCUCACUAAGCAUAUCUGGCAACGACGGAAGGCACCCAGAUGUUGUGUCCAUGAUUUCCAUAGAAUUCCUUUCUUUUGAUAAUGCCACUGUUGAAAACAGCAUCACCAUUCGUAUAGAAAACACAACUUCUCACAAAUUUUUAACCAACUACUACAAAGGGUUCGUAGACUUGCUGAAAUCGACUUUUGAUGUUGGUGAUUCUCCGUAUUUAUACAGUAUGCAAGAGAGAGACAAUGGCUUAGAACUCGCAGUGGCUGUGAAAGGUGCUAAGGGAUAUCGGAAUAAGGCACAUGUAACGGAUGUACUCUCAAGAAAACACGAUGUGAUACAACAAUUGGUGCAGUCUUCUUUCAUCUCCGUGGGAUAUUCUCCAUGUCAAAAUCCAAUUUGCGAGAACGGUGGUAUAUGCAGUGAUGGCAUCAGUGUUUACGAAGAUACAAGAAUUACCGACAGCCAAACUUUAAUAUUUACAUCCCCACUUGUCAGCCACGAUUUUGUAUGCAGGUGUGCUGAGAGUUUCACUGGAAAGCGUUGUGAACGAAGGCAGGAUCCUUGUUCACCCAAUCCCUGCCAAUCUGGAGGCUCUUGUAGAAGACAAGGAUUUGAUUUCCAAUGCAUCUGUCCACCGAUGCGAGAGGGCCGAUUUUGUGAAGCUGAGAAAAGUGAUAUUUGCAACAACAAUCCUUGUAAAAAUGGCGGCUCCUGCAGAGAGAGUCCUGAUGGUUCUAGUUUCUUCUGUCUUUGCCGACCCGGCUUCCGUGGUAAUCAGUGUGAAACGAUUGCUGAUUCUUGUCGCCCCAACCCGUGCCUCAAUGGCGGAUUGUGUAUCAGCCUCAAGCCAGGUUAUAGAUGUAGCUGCCCAGACUCAAGACACGGGAGACACUGUGAGAAAUCUACAUAUGGCUUCAAGGAACUGUCCUUCAUGACUUUCCAGCCAUUGGAUGCAAGCACCAACGAUAUUUCGAUGAUCUUCUCUACAACCAAACCAGAUUCUCUUCUCAUUUACAACUUUGGAGCACAGACAGGAGGAAGAUCAGACUUUGUGGCCUUGGAACUAGUGGGUGGAAGAGCAGUGUUCUCAUAUGGAGGAGCCAGGACCGCAAUCACAUCUGUAGCAGUCAGUGGAGACAAACAUUCAUUGGCCAAUGGAGAGUGGCAUAAAGUGACAGCAACCAGGAACGGAAGAACCAUCUCACUGAGCAUCGGGACUUGCACUGACAACGGAGAUCUCUGUCAGGAGUGUAAACCAGGAGAUUCUAACUGCUACGCCAACGAAAUAGGACCAGCAGGGACACUCAACUUCAACAAUCAUCCGAUGUAUGUAGGAGGUCUGAUGACAGCUGAUCCCAUACUAGAACGCCCGGGACAAGUUCACUCUGACGACUUUGUGGGAUGUGUACACAGUGUCGCAAUCAACGGCAGACCCCUCAACCUGACCAAUCCACUAAAGUCCCGCGGGAUAGACUCGACAUGCAGCAGGUCGUCGAGGUCGUUGUGUUCUGGAAUAGCUUCCAACUUGAUCCCAGACAGCAGCGAAUUGGCUUCUCCGAUACAACUACCGAUCUGCGGACUUUAUGGAACUUGCUAUGACCGAUGGAACUCCAUUUCCUGCGUUUGCGAAGGAUCUACCCUCGUCUCCCCAAAUUGUAACGAAGCCAUUGAGCCCAUCACGUUGACCGAUGGAGGGUUCGUAGAGUUCAAAGUUUCGGAAACUCAUCGGAGAAUGCAGCUGCUGGAUACAAUCUACAAGGGGUCUACACUCUGGCUGCCUCGCAAUGAGAGACUGAAGAGGUCCAUCAACUCUCCUGCGUCCCUCCAGCCAACCAAGAGUCUCAGUGUUAUGUUCAGGACAGUACGCAGGGACGGUGUUAUCAUCUUCUCAGCCACUAACAGAGACUUUACAUCUGUGGAGCUGGUGGGAGGUCAGCUGGUGUACGUAUCACAACUGGGCUCAGCUGGUUCGUUGGUCAACAUGACUUUCGGAGAGAGAGGUGAAGUGUCCGAUAACCAGUGGCACAAUCUGACGCUAGUCUCUCAACACCGAGGGGGAGGGGUGGCCGUGUUGUUGGAUGGUCGGAGGGUGGGGGAAGAGCUAGACACGGCUGGAGUACAUGACUUCCUAGACCCUUACCUGACUGACCUGUACCUCGGGGGUGUGCGGAGGGACGUUUUUCCUGCACAGGACUCUGUCCCCAUCAGUUUUUCCGGAUGCCUUGCCAACUUCACAAUCAACAAUGAAAUCCAACCGAUGAACGGCUCUGGAAGUGUGUUCUUCGAGACUGUUCACUACGGCAAGGUCCUGAUCGGAUGUUCUGGGCCCAUUGGAGUCGGAGCAGCAGCCUCUACCGACCCUCUCUCGAUCGGCAUCUCUCUGGUGCUCGUCUUCUUCGUGAUCCUCCUAGUGGCCAUCCUCGUGAGCUUCGUUGUGUUCCGGUUGCGAAAGCAGAAGAAGGAGAAGAGCGGUGGUGGAGUAGUUCACCCGAAGCAGAAUGGUGGUGCGACCAUGGUUGCUGGGGCGGUCAAUGAUGCUCGUUCUGGUCUACACCCCGAGUCUACCGUGCCUAGCUUUAUGACUGACAACGGAGAUGUCAUCAGGGGAGUGGGAGGUCACCAUUUGGUCGGACCUGAGCUCAUAUCUAAAAGAUACAAAGACCAGGACACGGUCAGUAGUGAGCACCAGCGACCACAGAGGCCAGACAUCAUAGAGAGGGAAGUGGUGGGAAAGUCUCCCCCCCCUAGAGACGAACACCAUCCCCCUCUCCCCCACCACCCUCACGACCAGCCGUCCGUGGUGGGCGUGGACUCUGAGAUGCCGGAGCACUACGACCUAGAGAACGCCAGCUCCAUCGCUCCGUCAGACAUUGAUAUAGUUUACCAUUACAAAGGUUACCGAGAAGGUGCAAACCUGCGAAAGUACAAGGCAACUCCUCCCCACCUGCCUCCUGGAGCGCCCUACCACAAGCACCAAGGGGCGCAGCAGCAUCGGCACUCGCCCCACCACUUCCCACCGCGGGACAGUCCUCGCUCUGUCCCUCCCCCGCCUGUGUCCAGGGUGGACUCUCCCAACAAGAUCAUACAACACCAGAGUACACCACUGGCAAGGCUCAGUCCCAGUAGUGAGCUGUCCCAACAGAUGCCUAGGAUACUUACGUUACAGGACAUCAGUGGGAAGCCGUUACAGUCUGCUCUGCUAGCCACAACGUCGUCAUCUGGCGGGGUUGGGAAGGACGUGCUACACAGCAAUAGCGAGCGGAGUCUCAACUCCCCUGUCAUGAGCCAGCUGAGUGGACAGAGCUCAUCAGCUGGUCGAAAGACACCAGGGACAGGUCCUGACGUGUCCAACGGCACCAUCGCCAUGGGCCUGACAGCUGAGGAGAUCAACAGGCUCAACUCGCGUCCUCGCACGUCCAGUCUCGUCAGCACACUGGACGCAGUGUCGAGCUCUAGUGGCCGAGGAGGCAACCAAGCCACAACCGCACACCAUUUACACCACGGGGCCGUCAACGGUGGGGACAACCACAGUUCUACGUCGACCGACGAGAGCGGCAACGAUUCCUUCACCUGCAGUGAGAUAGAGUAUGACAACGGCAGUGUCACUGGCGACAAGUUGAGUGACGUAAUAUUUACCAAACUCAGUGCGGACGAAGAGACUAGAGGGAGGAGUGGGGAUAACGGAACGCCCAAUAAGCCACCCCCACCCCCCGCGUCGUAUGACGGGUUUGACUCAUCCUUCAGAGGGUCGUUAAGCACAUUAGUGGCUUCGGACGACGACCUGUCUCAUGUUGGAGGGCCGCUGUAUCGACCCAACAACGGCUCGCCCUCCGCGAUACCUGCAGCCUUGGGCUGGGACUAUUUAUUAAAUUGGGGACCGAACUUUGAGAGUUUAGUGGGUGUGUUCAAAGACAUUGCGGAACUUCCGGAUUCUGUUAACGGAAGAGUUCCCUCCUCGCUGAGGUUGCCCAACGGUGCGGCAAAACCAUCCGAAGAAUACGUCUAAUAUUAGAGUAAGUUUGUCAGUACAAUACGUGAUAGAUAUAAUGUGUACAUUUUUAUAACGAAGACUGUAAAUUGUAAAUUCUUCGAAUGUGAAUUUACCUGUAGUAUUAAUGAAGUAUAAUUAAUUAAUUUUGUUCAAAUUGUACCCGUUUCUGAUUUAAACGGUCAGGGAAUAAAUAGUAACUAGUUUUGACCAAUUUCCGUUGUUGCCAUUUUGGUAUUGUCGUACUUGUACAGUACACCUCCCGAGUGACGCUUAUGUAAUUGCCAUGUGUAUACAUUUAUAUCCUCUAGUGUAAAUGAACCGUUUGUAGAGAAAUUAUGCUCAAAGAAACUACGAGAAACGAUAUAUACGCCAUAUAUGUAAUGUAAAUUGUAUUGUAUUCAACGAGUAUUAUUGUAAAUUAAUUUUAUAGAUCGACUGUAUAUAUUUGUUAAAAUACCUAUUUAAGUAUGUAUGAAUGUGAAAUGCUGUACGGUCGGUUAACAUCUUAGCCAUACGCAGUAGUGCCAAAUAUCUGUUGUUUUACCUUACAAUGUGUGAUUGUUGCUGACUGAGGUACGUUUGUAAUAAAAAAUUAUUGAUCAUAAA